Messenger RNA from Dentiscutata erythropus, 801 nucleotides. Lineage: Eukaryota; Fungi; Glomeromycota; Glomeromycetes; Diversisporales; Gigasporaceae. The record is from the annotation of a GenBank genome assembly.
AUGUCAGUAUGCAACUAUUAUAGAAACCUGUGGUGGGAUAAAGGAGAAUUUAAUGAAAAAGCGAGAUGGGAUGAAGUAACCCUGCCAUAUGUACUUGCUACGGGUGUCACCCUAGAAGAUUAUGAAGAACGUGUAGAAAAAUUUAGUAUCCAUAGAUGCUGGGAAUGGUUGAAUGGUGAAGUAAUAAUCUAUGAAUUAAAUUCUAUGGCACACGAAGUUUGCAACUGUGCAGUUUCCAACGAAAUAAUGGCUGCUUGUAGAAAUGCUGACAAUACACCAGCUGAGAUUUUAGGUUUUGGUUCUACUGAUACACGUGAUAAAAACCGUGGAAAAGUAACUGAUGCUUCGUUUCGUCCAGUAAAACCAGCCGUAACUGAUCGUCCGUGGCCAAAUUUGGUCGUGGAAGUAGCCUAUACUGGACCAUUAGAUCAUGUUGAGGAAACUUUAAAAUAUUGGUUAAAUCCUGGUCGUGUUCACGAUUGCAUUAUUGUAAAAAUCGAUCCUGUCCCCGAAGGCCAAAUGCCAGUUCGAAUGAGGGCUUGGCAUUAUUGUAUAGAAGAUAGAAGGGCAAGAAAUACAAUUCCAUACAAAACUUCGUUUGAAUUUGGUACACAAGAUGGUACAGGAGCUCCGUUAAAUAUUUUGCAAGGUCAAUGCAUCAUUAACAUACCAUUACGCUGUCUUUAUCAUGAUUUAAAGCCUCCUGCCCAAAUCCCUCCAAAUCUUAAUGAUCCCAUCCAACUGGAUUUUUACUUUGUUCAUCGGGCAAUCAUUCUAACAUAUGGCUAUCAUGUAGAUUGA